UCGUUGACGGUAUUGAGGUUUUCACUCACAGAGUGGAGGAAAAGCGGUAAAUUAUUCCGCUGGCUUUCAAUGAAUUUAAGCCCCUUUCUCCUCAGUACUUUGGGUAGUUAGUGAAGAUAUUUUGAAGUGAUUUGUAGCCCUUGUGGGGUGACAGUAUGGCGUCGAGUGCCAGGAGUUCGAUGAUGGGUAUUAAAGUGGAAAAUGGGAAGAAUGGAGGAGAGCCGAUGGAAGUCCAAGACAAAGCUCAACACGUGCAAGGAGCUGACCAAAACGACAGUGAUGAGGAAUACCAUGAACCCGGCAUGAGAGUUGGCUCCGAGUACCAAGCGGUCAUCCCCGACUUGGCUUCGGAUGACCAAGAUGAAAAUUCAAAGCACAAUGCCUUGUUGGUAUGGGCACCGGCCAAGGAUAUCCCAGAUUCAAAAUUGGAAGAAUAUUUACGAACAGCUAAAGAUAAACAUGGCUACAAUGUUGAACAGGCCCUUGGUAUGCUUUUUUGGCAUAAACACAACGUGGAUAAAUCUUUAAAUGAUUUGUCCAAUUUCACACCAUUUCCUGAUGAGUGGAGUAUGGAGGAUAAAGUGCUUUUUGAGCAAGCGUUUGGGUCGCAUGGAAAAAGCUUCAAGAGAAUUCAGCAGAUGUUGCCAGAUAAAGCUGUCAGCAGCUUGGUCAAGUAUUAUUAUUCUUGGAAGAAGACUAGAAGUAGGACAAGUCUGAUUGAUCGUCAGGCAAGGCGGUUGGCAGUAAAAGAGUACAUGGAACCAAAUAGUGAUAACAGCGACACCAGUGACAGUGACUUUGACCCUGAUAAAGAGCAAAGUCAAGCCAAUGGACAAAUUAAGCCCAAAACACCAACCAAACAACCAGUUAACCAGCCACUACUGUUGGCAAGCACUUGUUGCAAUAUCCAUUGUGGUGCUCAAAGUCAGCACAUUCAAAGCACUCCCAAAGGCAAUCUAUGUACUGCUUGUUAUCAUUACUGGAAGCGCACAGGAGCAAUGAGACAGCCAAGGAUGGGUGGAAGGGAUGAGAGAACUGGGCCAAGAGGAAAUAAACUCAAGAGAAAACCACCAAAAGGCAUGAAUCUGUCACAUGACAGUCUGAUGUCUAUUUCCUACACUCAUGGCGACGCCCAUAUUAAGCCACUAGACAAUGAGAUUGACAACCUGAAACGUCAGAUUCAGGCCAACAAGCAGAUUAUAAGCCUAAAUAAAUAUCAGAUGGAAGUGGGCAUAGAUGACUUUAGAUUGGGGGACUUAAACAAUAAAAACAAUGCCAGAUGGACUGAUAAGGAGCUUUUGUUAGCUGUUCAAUCUGUGAGAAAAUAUGGUAAAGAUUUCCAAGCAAUGGCAGAGGUUGUCGGCAAUAAAACUAUCAGUCAGUGUCGUAACUUUUUUGUCAAUUAUCGUCGCCGAUACAACUUGCAAGAAGUUUUGGAAGAAUAUGAAGCAGAACAAGGGAUUACGAGUAGUGACAAAAAAGAUAGUGAAAUGAUUUCUUCUCAUAUGACUGGUUCGCCUGGUUUGACUUCAUCUCCUGGACCUCAAACUUCAUCCCCCCCUAUUAGCUCUCAAGGUAUUCCUUGCCAGCCUCCUCCUUUACUGAAGCCUUCAGGAGCACAGCCACAACGUUCCCAACCACCCCCGCUACAGUCUCAAUCAGUAUCUCGCGUAAGUCAGUCUGGAUCUCCACUUCAAGGCCCUCCACCCCUUAUCAAACCAGCUGGCCGACCUUCUAUGCAAUCACAGGAGUUUGGUAGAGCAAUGGCUCCUUAAUGUGCAAGACAUGGAGGUACUAGGAUAUAAAUAUACAGAUUUUCUUGCCAUCAUCACUUAUCAAGUGGUAUUUAUUACCUUGGAUUCAUAAAAUUCUUUGAUUCUUUAAACCACAGCAAGAAAUCUAGUGUCAUGUUAAGAUAGAAUACUAGACACAAUACUUCUUUAUUCUUAAAUUAGGCAUACAAUCUUUGAAAUCAAUUGUAAGGGUAUGGACUGAUCCUGGUGACGGCAUUCAGCAUCAUACCUUAUCCAUCCCUGAAAGGAGAAGGGUUGUUUAUUAUUGCACCUUGGAGUAUUUUCUAUGUUUCUGCAACCCACACUGCUUCAGAACUGGCAUAUUUUUGGUUUCUGUAAAUUGUGGAAGUUUGUAUAAAAACCCUCUAAGACUAUUUCCAUAUUCAGUGAUCUUUCCCAUGAAGUUUGAGGCUCAAAAAAAUUGAUCACAAUGUUAAAAGGUAGCUUUAAGAAAUGUUUUCAUGGUUACAUUCUACAACGUGAUGUCAAUAAGAUCUGAGCAAACAAGACUAUAGCCUCCUAAAGUACUUUUAAUGCUAAUUUUGAAUGUGCUAUGAGGACUACACCAGGAAAUAAAGUUGAAACUCUGAUUUUCAGUAACAUAUUAAGAGGCCAACCUCUAUUUAGUUGCCAGUUUUGAAAGCACCAAUGAAGUUUUCCCCUUUAAAAUUUAAGGGCAUAACUUGAGAAUUCCCUAAUGGUGGCCUCGUAAUAAACUAUUGGGUGUAAUAUAAAUGACCCUGGAGAGGUAAUGAAUGGCUGCAGGCAGUCUUAACCUGAAUCCUCCUUUACUCAAUGGUUAACAUUGGGUUGCAUUUUUGUUUAGGACUUGUUUGGUAUAGACCUGUUUAUCUUGGCCAUAAUGUUUUCCCAUUUAAGACCAUGUGUUAUUCUCUUAUGAUUCUCUGAUUGAGUUGUAUCUAAAUGGAUUAAAUGUCUUCUCACGUGCUACUGUUAAGCAAAGAAAUAAUACUCUAGGGAAUGGCACAUGGUCUGAACUGGGAAAACAUUACACACAAUAGCAAGGUAAAGAGGUCUGUUGAAUUAUUCCUAGACAGCAUUCUUUGAUAUGAUUUGAUUCAACAAAACUAUAAGAAUGAGAAGUUUAACAUCUGAACCCACUCACUCUACCUUUUGCAACUCUGCUCUGCUCUGCUCUGGGCUACAAUGGUUGAUGGGUGCAAAAAUUUGCCAAAAAUGCCUCAGUCACCUGUCAUCAGAAAAUUAAAACUUCUCACAGCAUGUUUCAGCAUACUCUAUGCAGUAAUCUGCUAGAGUAAUAGUCUAUACCAAAUACCGAUGACUAUUGGACAAUCAAUGGAUCAGCAAUGAUUGAUUAGCUGCUGUGACCUGCUGUGCAUAAAUUUGGAGAGAGUAUGCCAAUGAACUUAGCAACCAAUAACCAUAUGAUCAACCAUGGCAAGUUAAUAGACCCUUGCAGCACUUCAGAAUGCAGCUCAAUUUAGGGGGCUAAAUAAUAGGUAUAGAGAUCGAACUUCCCUUAUCUUGUGCUCCAAAUUGAGCUGCAUUGAUGUCACAUGCAAGGGGUCUAUUGUUCCAUCUAUUUGUAAUCAGCAGCCCAGAGUGAUAAUUCUGAUCAAUAAGCACAAAGCUCAUAAUGAUUUUUAAAACUUUGCUUCCAAUUGUGAAAAUAUUUCGCAUAGGUUUUAUAUAUGUAUAAAAUUAAUACUAGGUAGUUUGGUUGGGAUCAGAGUUUUCCUGUCAAACUACUUUAAAAUCUGAUUGUAUGAUCCUUGUUCUUUGGACCAGGAUUUCGUUUUUUUAUAAACAAAGUUAAUUUAUCUCCCUUUCAAGUUAUGCACGUAUAUCCCAUGUUAUUGAUGUUUCAGUAGUUAUGUGUUUAAUCAUUUAAUCAUAUUUAAGUCAAAAAUAUUCCAAUGUGCACUUAUUUAGUAUGGGAGGGCUAGCACCACUCACCCCACCCUCCAUUCCCCCAAAUAGAGUUUCUACAGCAUUUU
Actinia tenebrosa (Australian red waratah sea anemone) is the source of this 3772-nucleotide messenger RNA. Its product is annotated as REST corepressor 1. Gene Ontology annotation, molecular function: transcription corepressor activity. NCBI's taxonomy places the organism in Eukaryota, Metazoa, Cnidaria, Anthozoa, Actiniaria, Actiniidae. Gene Ontology annotation, biological process: regulation of transcription by RNA polymerase II; negative regulation of DNA-templated transcription. Gene Ontology annotation, cellular component: transcription regulator complex; histone deacetylase complex. The record is from RefSeq and is a predicted model, not a curated record.